CCAUGUACACACUGCAUUAUGCGUGAUACGGUAAAUUCCACGUUUUUCAAUUUCCAGCGAGAAUCCUUGCACAUUGCCACGCGCGAAGAUAAUCGAGUGAGACUAAAAGAAGUUGCGAACACGAGCUGUUCGCCUGGCCCCAUGAGUCUCCGGCUCGAGCGUUCGCCUUCGCGUGUGCGCGCGAGCGGGCGAGAAGAUGAAAACAAAAUUAAUCAGAUUCAAACUGCGGCAUUGAUAGACUGGGAGACGAAUACGAAGCUUGAUUCAGUUCCAUCCGCUUAUCAUCAUCUCCCUUUCUUUGAUUUGUGUCUGUGUCUGAUGGGUAGCGAGAUCCAGCUCACAUCCUUCCCCCCCCCCCCCCCCCCCCCCCUUCCCUUCCUCCCGAUCCUUUCUUUGCUUUUUCUUCUUCUUCUUCUUCUUCCUCUUUCUUUCUUUUUUCGAACCUGGAAGUCGGAAAAUGGGCUUCUCACUCGCGCAUAUCCCCACGUGCUUCUCCUCCUAAACCUCGGAAUCAGAGCUAGGGGGGGAGGAGGUGGGUGGUGCAAAAUUAGACUAGUUAUUUUCUCGACAGGGCUUCGCGAGUACGAGGGAGAGGGAAUGGAAUCCUCAGUCUUGGUAUUGUCUAUCGGCGAACAUGAAAAUAACGGAACAUGGGGUAACACAUUGGGGAUAUGAG
Molecule: messenger RNA, 676 nt
Organism: Periconia digitata
Lineage: Eukaryota; Fungi; Ascomycota; Dothideomycetes; Pleosporales; Periconiaceae
Source: the annotation of a GenBank genome assembly